Messenger RNA from Ahaetulla prasina, 2762 nucleotides. RefSeq names its product glycoprotein A33 (gene GPA33). Gene Ontology annotation, cellular component: plasma membrane. The coding region runs from base 119 to 1036 and encodes 305 amino acids. The transcript is spliced from 7 exons. NCBI's taxonomy places the organism in Eukaryota, Metazoa, Chordata, Lepidosauria, Squamata, Colubridae. The record is from RefSeq and is a predicted model, not a curated record.
AACUAGGAGGCAAUUACUUUUUUCUUACUUUCUUACUUUCAACAUUGGAUAGCACUUUCAUUAACACCUGCAUUCUUGACAACUUGAAGAAAAGGCUGGGGAAAGCAGACGAGCCACUAUGAAAGCAAAGAAGGGGUCCCCCCUCCUUAUUAUCAGUGCAGUGAUAGCAGCUGUUCAUGCGGUUUCAGUAUCAGGACCUUCAAAAGCAGUGCAAGUGAAAAGAGGAAACAAUAUCACCCUACCAUGCAACUUUGAAAGUACUUCUACAGAGACAACAGACUUUGUCUCUUGGAGGGGAAAGCCCUUGGGAAGUGACCAUAUGGAAGUAUUGGCUAAGAAGUCGUUUGAUGGUACUGAACGGUAUAUACCAGCUUACGAAGGUCGUUUAAAAUUCUCUAACAAUUUUGAAAAAGGCGAUGCUGGAAUCACCCUUUAUGAGGUGACCAUGCAAGACAAUGGAACCUAUGAAUGCUUAGUCGAGAUAAGAAAUAUAUUCCCAUCAAAAAGUGUCGAAGUAGAACUUUCGGUCCUUGUGGAACCAUCCAAUCCAGUGUGCAAAAUUAUUGGGAACCCAGAAUACGGUCAAAAUAUUAAUCUGACUUGCAAUUCUGUUGAAGGAUUCCCGGAACCUAAAUAUACCUGGCAAAGUUAUGAUAUGCAGAACCAAAGCCGGCCACUUCAAGGAAUAGCUGUAGGAGGAAUGCUAAUGCUGAAAAAUGUUUCUAUAAACACCACCGGAUACUAUAUCUGCCUUUCCCAAAACAGUAUUGGACAGAACCAAUGCAAUAUCACGGUUGCUAUUCGACCUCCAUCCAUGAACAUUGCUCUUUAUGCUGGAAUCAUUGGUGGGAUCCUUGCUGCUGUCAUUAUCAUAAGUGUUUUGGUUUAUUGUUGUUGCUGUAAGAAAAAAAAGAAUAAGGACUAUGAGGCAACGGAGACAGAAAAUACAUUCCAACCUAAAAAUGAGGCUGUUCGAAUCCGAGGACCUUCCAAAGAAGAGAUUGGGGAUGAAGACGAAGAAAAGCCAGAAAUGUGAUUUGUGUUUCAGUUGCCUAGAAGCAAACACUUCCACAACCUUCUUUCCGAAAGAAAGAAAGAGAAAAAAAUUGAUUUAUAAUCAAUGUUACUUGUUAUUCAACAAGUGGGACUUUAAUAUAUGCAUUGGGAGUGGGAUGAAUAACUACGUAAAAGAUAUAGGAGGAGGAGGCAUAAAACUGAGUAAGAUAAUCUGAAAUAAAAGAUGCAUCAAUUUCCAGGAUCCUUCUGAACUGCUUGCUAGAAAGAAAAGAGAAAAAACAACAACCCUUGGGAAGUGUUAUCUUGAUUUUAUGCAAAUUCUGAAUGCAGCAGAUGAAAAUUCUUCAACACUGACCUUUUCUGCUACAUUUGGAAAACAGAAGCAAAAUUAAACACAUCUCAGUUUCUAUGGAAUACUUUUAGUAUUGUAAGACAAAUAUAUAAAAUCUAUGGCUUCAGUUGUGCAGCAUCUAUGCACUGGAUACUUAACAAUCAUUUGGCGGACGGUGCAGAUCAUACUAAGGCUAUUAAGACUAUGCUUGUUCUCCUAUUAUUCCCAUGAUGGCAUAUAUAUAUAUUUAGAAAGAUGUUGAUUUACCCCAAAUUGUAUACAGUAUAUUACUCUUGCUAUAUUUCACUACUUCACUAUCACAAGUUUCAGUUGAGCAAAAUAUGCUCCCAUUGUGCCUCCAACUGCUUCCAUUAUUUUGUUUCUGGGUUUUUAUUUAAAUAGCCAUGCUCUCUUCUGAUGCACUAACUCAAGCAACCAAACAGCACUUGUUUAGGAAGGAAACUGUAAGUGCCUCUCCUGCUAUUCAGAAAUGUUUAAUUUUCGCUUUUGUUUUCUAUUAGCUUUUUUAUACUUUUUGCUAGCACUGUACCAGAACCAGUGCAAUUAUGCUGCUAACAAUGAUUUUAUUAAAAAAAAGGAAAAGAAACAUAAUUGCAGCUGGCUACAGCUUUGUAUAUAUGGUCUAUUAAUAAUUUUUAUUCUAAUAAUUUGCUAUAUUUUGGAAAUCGAUUUUUUUUUACUUAAAAAUAGUUAAGAUAUUUCAACAUUAGUAAGUAUUGUUAAUCACAGAUCAGCCAAAUGGGAACAAUUAUUGCACCAUUAUCAUUACUUUGUUAGAAUGUAAUAUUUAGUAAAUGUUUAGUAAUAUUUAGUGAAUAGAGUGGCUGCAGGAAUUGGGUAUGUCUAGUUUAGUGAAAAGAGGGACAAGGGGUGACAUGAUGGCAGGGUUCGAAUAUUUGAAGGGUUGCCACAAAUAAAAGAGGGAGCCAACCUAUUCUCCAAAGCACCUGAAAGCAGGACAAGAAGCAAUGGAUGGAAAAUAAUUAAGGAGAGAACAAAUCUAGAACUAUACAUUUCCUGACAGUUAUAAUAAUUAAAUCAGUGGAAUGACUUGCCUCCAGAAGUUGUGGGUGCUCCAACACUGGAGUUUUUAAAGAAGACAUUGGACAAUAAUUUGUCUGAAGUAGUAUAGGGUUUCCUGCUUGAAUGGGUUGGACUAGAAGACCUCCAAGGUCCCUUCCAACUCAGAAUAACAAUUAUUCUGUUAUUUUUUUAUGGCUCUAAAUCCCACCCUAUGAAAACAUGUAUGUUCAUCAGUGAGACUAUGUCAAAUACUACAAAAUAUCUAAAAAUGUACACAGUCUUUCAGAAUCUGUAUUCAAAUUGUAUUUGAAUGUUUUAUUCCCUUUUUUAUUUGGCUUGUUUUGAACCGAAAUACAAUUAAAAUAAUUUU